UAAUAAGCGAGGUAGUCAUGGUUGCGUAAACGUCCCAAAUCGCACCUCGGCGACGUAACUUAUUGAUCUGUUGUGGUUCGAGACCUCAUGCUUGCUUGAACCUGUGCGGAACUUUGCAUGCAUGCGUGGCAGCAUGUCAUAUUCAUCGUUAAAUGUCACAGACGUUCUCCAGCUACAUACUUGCUUGCAUGAGGUGUCAGGGGAAAGUGCUUUCAUGGACACUGAAGACUUGUAGCAAACUUCACAUCGGCCUAGGCGUGAACGGUGUCGUGACGGGGGGAGGCCAUUCCAUAUUCAGUAGGCCCAGGGUUACUACUUACUUUCCAAAAUGUCUCGGAUAUUCAAAUGAGGCCCUUGGUAGAUGCAGGCUGCUUCACUCCUCGCAGACAAAUCCGCCUGUCGUUGGAUGUGGCAAUAAUACUUUGACCGAAAUUCACCUGCCCGUGUUAGACUUCAUCACCAUGUUGAAGGGACCAAAGGCCAAGUUCACCGUCAGCAUCGAAGGGAACAUUGGGAGUGGAAAGUCGACGUUGUUAAACCACUUCAGCAAAUUCAGCGAUGUGCAAAUCUUACACGAGCCAGUUGAGAAGUGGAGGGACGUCAGAGGACAUAAUCUCCUGGAUUUAAUGUACAAAGAUCCAUGUCGAUGGUCGCACACGUUUCAAACUUAUGUGCAAAUGACAAUGUUAGAGUUGCAGUUGAAGCCGUGUACAGUUCCUGUGAAGCUGAUAGAGAGAUCACUGUUUAGUGGAAGGUAUUGUUUCGUGGAGAAUCUCUACCGUAGUGAGAUGAUGUCAGGACAAGAAUAUGCUGUGUACUGUGAAUGGUACAAAAUGAUUACUCAGAACUUGGAUGUUGGCCUUGAUCUCAUAGUCUACCUCCAAACAGACCCAUCUCUUCUCCAUGAAAGAAUAAAGAAACGGGCAAGAAGUGAAGAGAAGACUAUUCCCUUGCAGUAUUUGGAAGAUCUUCACAAGUUGCAUGAAGAGUGGCUCAUCGAGAAGAAACACGGUCUUUCUACACCUGUGCUGGUACUGGAUGCAAAUGACAGCCUGCCUUCAAUGUAUAAAAAAUUUGAGGAGCACACAUCUGAUAUUUUAUGCCGAAAAAUUACCAAGUCCCAAAAUGAAGAACAUAACCUCACUGGAGAAGAAAACGUAUCCCCAAGUUCUCAUGCUGUGGCUACUGCAACAAAUUGAUCAGCUUUGCAGUUUGUGAUGAAAUUUCUGCAUACAUUCUUUCAGAAUACUGCAGUUCUUCUUUGAUUUGGUUGAUAUGCGCAACUGCUUUUGACAUUGGGUAAACUAUAGUUUAAUUUUCCCCACGUUAUUUUCUUAUUUUUCUUUCAGUGCUAUUAAAGGUACUCAAGGUAAUAGAAAUUGUUUGAAAAAUUAUUUAUGAUUAGUAGUUGAAAGAAUAAUACACAAGCCAAAUAUUAUUUAGUAUAUGUUUUUUAGAUUUUUAAUUUGAAUAAUAUAGUCAAGAGUAUUACCUAUAAACUUAUAACAUUUGAUUAUUCAUUAGUAUAAUGAAAUCAAGCUGUUACCAUUGAUUUUAUAUUUUCUCUUGUAAUGUACUGCAGGUUUUAGUAGAUUAUGAUUCUAUUCAUCAUAUAAUGGUCAAGGAAGAAAUGUGAUGCUAAGAUUGUAUUUUCUGCCCUUUUCCUUUGUCACUGUAGUUAUGUACAGUAUCUACAUCUACACUGAACUGAAAUAGCUAUAGAGUACAAGUAAACUCAAGACAUUGAAUUCUUAGGAUUACUGACUAUUUUCAGCUACUGACCAAGUGGAUGUAGUUUCUUCAUUACAUGAUCUCAGAGACUAUUUUUACAAGUAUUUAAUGUAUUAUAUUUUAAGAUUUUUAUAUUAAAUAACUGCUAAUAAAGGGUAAAUGUAUUUUUCAUCCAGCAAUAGUAAAGUAAGUAAUGUAUUAAAUGAUUUCAGGCAAUUGAAUAACCAUGAUAUUUUGCCCAAAGUAUGGUUUAAGGUCUGUCCACACUAUCAGACAUGCUCAUCGGCACUUCCAGCUGUUUAUAUUUUCUGUCGCUUCUGAAGCAGUGUUACCAAACAAUUGCAUCGUUCUGGCUCCAUACUUGGUUGAUCAGUAUGGUGGAAUGGAUUAUGGGAACAGUGUUUCCCUGUCGGGCAGUGCCUGCUAGUGUGGACAGGGCCCAGCGAUAGCAGCAUGUUCAGUGAAGUCUGCAUUCAACAACAGACAGCUAAAAAUGAAGUAGCUGGUAACUAAAGGAGAAAUGAGUAGGCAGAAUUAGAUAUGUUAUAGCAAAACUCAAGAGAAAGUGUUAAGAAUAUGCAGCUACACAGCUUAAAACUUCAACAGACCUGUUAUGGAAAUUGCAGAACUGACCUUUUAUGGAAACUGCAAACUAAUAC
Messenger RNA from Macrobrachium nipponense, 2390 nucleotides. RefSeq names its product deoxynucleoside kinase-like. The record is from RefSeq and is a predicted model, not a curated record. Gene Ontology annotation, cellular component: cytoplasm. The transcript has 6 exons. NCBI's taxonomy places the organism in Eukaryota, Metazoa, Arthropoda, Malacostraca, Decapoda, Palaemonidae. Gene Ontology annotation, molecular function: deoxynucleoside kinase activity. The coding region runs from base 153 to 1199 and encodes 348 amino acids.